GAUGUUAGGUACUACAGCGAGGAGUGCGAGGUGGAUCUCCGUGACCCUAUCAAAGACUACGAACUCUACAGAGAGACUUGCCAAGAGCUUCAGAGGCUCAUGGCAGAAAUCCAGGAGCUGAAGAGCAGAGGCAUCAAGGACAACGCAUCUGAGAUAGACGAGCGGCGCAUUCAGAGCUGCGUCCACUUCAUGACCCUGAAGAAGCUCAACCGGCUGGCUCAUAUUCGGCUGAAGAAAGGGAGAGACCAAACCCACGAGGCAAAGCAGAAGGUUGAUGCGUAUCACCUGCAGCUCCAGAACCUGCUCUAUGAGGUGAUGCACCUGCAGAAAGAGAUCACCAAGUGCCUGGAGUUCAAGUCAAAACACGAGGAGAUCGAACUGGUGAGCCUGGAGGAGUUUUACAGAGAGGCCCCUCCCGAAAUCAGCCGGCCUGCCAUCACCCUGGCUGAACCUCACCAGCAGACCCUGGCCCGUCUGGACUGGGAGCUGGAGCAGCGCAAGAGGCUGGCAGAGAAGUACAAGGAGUGCCUGACCAGCAAGGAGAAGAUCCUGAAGGAGAUUGAGGUGAAGAAGGAGUAUCUGAGCAGCCUCCAGCCUCGACUCAACAGCAUCAUGCAGGCCUCCCUGCCUGUCCAGGAGUAUCUCUUCAUGCCUUUCGACCAGGCGCACAAACAGUAUGAGACAGCCCGACACCUCCCGCCGCCUCUCUACGUUCUCUUCGUCCAAGCCAGCGCCUACGGUCAGGCCUGCGAUAAGAAGCUUGUGGUGGCCAUCGAAGGGAGCGUAGAGGAAGCCAAAGCCCUGUACAAGCCACCUGAGGACUCGCAGGAUGACGAAAGCGAUUCCGAUGCAGAGGAGGAGCAGACCACGAAGCGGCGCAGGCCCACCCUGGGCGUGCAGCUGGAUGACAAGCGCAAGGAGAUGCUCAAGCGACACCCCUUGUCUGUCACCGUUGACCUGAAGUGCAAAGACGACAAUGUGCUUCACCUGACCUUCUACUACCUGAUGAACCUCAACGUCAUGACGGUGAAAGCCAAGGUGACCACUGCUGUUGAGAUGACAACGGCCAUCAGUGCCGGCGACCUGCUCUCCCCGGACUCCAUCCUCAACUGCCUCUAUCCAGGAGACCAUGGCAGGAAAACACCCAACCCGGCCAACCAGUUCCAGUUUGAUAAAGUGGGCAUCCUGACCUUGAGUGACUACGUGACAGAGCUGGGGCACCCCUAUGUGUGGGUGCAGAAGCUGGGCGGCCUGCAUUUCCCCAAGGAUCAGCCUCAGCAGUCUCGCUUGGCUCUGCACAAGCAGUUUGCCUCGCUGGAGCACGGCGUCGUGCCAGUCUCCAGCGAGUGCCAGCAUCUCUUCCCUACCAAGAUAGUCUCACGCCUGGUGAAGUGGGCUGCCAUUCCCUUCGAGGAUUACGCGGAGCUGCCCUACACUAAAGAUGUGAUCGAGGCCGGCUUAGCUGAAGACACUCACCUCUACUACAUGGCCCUGAUCGAAAGGGGAACAGCCAAGCUCCAGGCAGCUGUGGUGGUGAACCCCGGUUAUUCCACGCUGCCACCCAUCUUCAGCCUGUGCCUCAACUGGAAGGGAGAGCGAACCGGCAGCAACGAUGACAACAUUCGGGCCAUGGAGAGCGAGGUCAACGUGGAGUACAAGGAGCUGUGGGGGCCCAAACCGGGCUACCAGCUCCUCACCAACCAGCUGCAGCGGCUGUGCAUGGUGCUGGACGUCUACCUGGAGACGGAACCCCAUGACCCCAGCGUGGAGGGGCCCAAGGAGUUUCCUCAGGAGAAAAUGUGUCUGCGCCUGGUCAGGGGACCCUUGCGUCUGAAGCCCUUCAAGUUCAACUAUCCUCAGGGGUUCUUCAGCCACCGCUAAGCACCGCCCGGCUCCCAUGCCUGGAGGUGCUCUUUGGCACCCA
Messenger RNA from Apaloderma vittatum (bar-tailed trogon), 1924 nucleotides. RefSeq names its product THO complex 5 (gene THOC5). The annotation marks the transcript as partial. Lineage: Eukaryota; Metazoa; Chordata; Aves; Trogoniformes; Trogonidae. The record is from RefSeq and is a predicted model, not a curated record. Gene Ontology annotation, molecular function: mRNA binding. Gene Ontology annotation, biological process: positive regulation of DNA-templated transcription, elongation; mRNA export from nucleus. The transcript is spliced from 19 exons. Gene Ontology annotation, cellular component: THO complex part of transcription export complex.